Pecten maximus is the source of this 831-nucleotide messenger RNA. Its product is annotated as nucleolar protein 11-like. The record is from RefSeq and is a predicted model, not a curated record. Gene Ontology annotation, biological process: maturation of SSU-rRNA. Gene Ontology annotation, molecular function: RNA binding. Lineage: Eukaryota; Metazoa; Mollusca; Bivalvia; Pectinida; Pectinidae. Gene Ontology annotation, cellular component: nucleus; nucleolus. The transcript is spliced from 7 exons. Bases 1 to 831 code for a protein of 276 amino acids.
AUGGCUGCCUUCGGAGAGCCACUGGAGCUUUGCACGUGUUUCAAAGAAAAAGAUUUGCUAUCUGUCGAUUCAGACGGCCUCACAGGCCAUGUUAUCAUAACAUGCAAAUCCAACUCUAUAUUUGUUUUCAAGCUAGACGAUCAGAAGGCCAUACACAGUUGGUCGGUAAGAAGGGGACUACAGAUCACUAGUCCUGCCAGGUGGACCAAUGGUGAUAGAUACAUCUCAGUCAUUAACCAGCAAAAUAUUCACAGCUGGAGUAAAGAUGACUUAAACUUUGAAAAGUCAACGAAAAAACAUGUUAAAUUCCCAAUACAUGAAAUUCUGACAACAGAAGGAUGGGAGCCGGUGGUAGUAUGUAAGGAUGGUACAGUGGACUUUGUGGACAGUAUAAAGAGCUCGCACAAGGGAAAUAACUCUGAUGCAAAACAAAGCACUAUCUUCUCUUGUGGAAUCGCAAGCACAAAUGAUGCCAUCUGUGUAACCUGUUUAUCACAGCAAAAGAGCUCUGAAUUCACAAUAACCCACCAUUGGUAUAAACGUAACACAAAGACAUGGACAGUGCUGGUCACUACAGAAACAUGUCCAGAGAAGGUCCAGUGUAUUUCCUGUCAUUGUCAAACAGCUGGAUCAACAGUCCGACUCUACUGCCUGUUGUCGAAUGGCAGUAUGGUCCUGUUUGAUCUGUCACACGAGCAGGCUGAUCCAGUGAGGCAGACAGUACAGACGAUACCAGGGAGUGGGGCGCUCAGCAACCUUCACUCUCCUGGACACACAUCAUGUGGCUGUGGCCGGGACCACACAGGGACAAAAAGGAAUAUCUCAACCUGA